Messenger RNA from Aspergillus puulaauensis, 675 nucleotides. RefSeq lists its product as uncharacterized. Gene Ontology annotation, cellular component: intracellular anatomical structure. The transcript has a single exon. NCBI's taxonomy places the organism in Eukaryota, Fungi, Ascomycota, Eurotiomycetes, Eurotiales, Aspergillaceae. Bases 1 to 675 code for a protein of 224 amino acids. The record is from RefSeq and is a predicted model, not a curated record.
AUGCCAUAUUCUACAUACAGUAGUCUCUGGUUUCGAUUGUUGAAAUUAUGCAUAUUCCGUUACUAUCCUGUCAAUCAACAACACUUAGAAGACCCAUCCAGGACCUCCGGCGCCUGUGAGGUAUCCAAACGACAAAAGCACGACGCCUUAAUCGGCACAUCCGCAACCGCAACGGGGGAUCUGGACGGCGCGAUCUCGAAUAAAGCGCUGCAUGUGUCCGCUGCGCAGCGCGUUCCGGAGUCUAGACGGGACUAUCCGAGUCGGAUUGUUGAUAUCCUUAAGGUCGCAACUGCUAUGUUAGGCGGGGAGAUCGAGUACCGCCGCGGGAAGUUCGACGCCGCGUUUGAGUCCCUGCGGCUGGCGAUUCAGUUUGAUGAUGCGCUUAUGUACCUAUAUAAGCUCUGGGGGUGGAUGGUCCCGACAAGACAUGCGUUUGCGGCGUUGUCGCUGGAGCAGGCAUAUGCAGAGGACUUGGGGCUUGACCAGCCCAUCACGCGCGCGCAUCAGCAUCCAGGUUCGAUGUGGGGGCCGCAUGGGUAUCAUGAGUGGUUGGUGAAGCUGGGAAGAAAGACGGAGGCGGCAAUUGUCAAGCAGCAAUUGGAUAUUGCGCUGGCUGUUGCGGACGUGGAGAUCCGCCCGGGCGUCUUAGAUACGAGGCCUGGGCGUUGUAAAUAG